GGAAGGCUUGAAUCGGACAUCGCCAAAACCCUAAACCCAUGAGCAACACAGCAUUUGUUUCGUUUACAGAAUCUGCAUGAUUUCUCAUUCAAUUCAAAUCUAAAAAUGUCCAUUUUCACCUUCAGAAAACAAGUCUGCAAUCGAAUCUUCACCCUCGUCAGAAACGUAUUCAUCUCCAAGCACCGUUUUAUCCCAGUACUUCAGUAUUCAUCAGCUACUGCUCAAAAUUUUGCCCUUUGGAAUCGUGGGAUAACUGAUUUUAACAAGAUUUUUGGGUUCCCCUUUACCACAUUGCGAUUGUUUUCUACACAGAUUGCGUUUGAACCCUCAACGUCUGAUGGGCUUACUGUCGAAGGAAUCCUUGGAAAUCGAUGGACGAUUCUGGACGAGAGCGAGAGUGAUUGGAGGAGCCAUGCUGCUGCAAUUGCCCAAUCCAUUCAUUUGAUCAAGAAGCGUUUACAGUGGAAGAAGCUGAUGAUGAGAUUGGAGUUGUUAUCAGUGGAGUUGAAUAAGGCUGAUUUGUGGGAUGAUCCUGCACAUGCAGGGAAGAUAAGUCGGGAGCAUGGUUCUAUUAUGAGUAAGAUAAAAGAGAUUAACGCAUUUGAGAGAGAAUUGCUUGAGCAUAUCGACAUGAUAAAGCUUGCCAGAGAAGAGAAUGAUACAGAGUUGGAAUCGGAGUCACUAAAUGCUCUACUCACAAUGAGAAGAAAUUCGAGAGAGAAAGAGCUUGAAGCUUUGUUAUCUGGGGAGAACGAUUCUUGCUCUUGUUACAUUGAGGUCCAAGCUGGAGCUGGUGGAACUGAGAGCAUGGACUGGGCAGCAAUGGUCAUGCAGAUGUACAUACUGUGGGCUCAAAGACGUGGUUUCAAGGUUACUGUUAUGGAAGAAAUGCCGGGUGAGAUUGCAGGAAUCAAGCGAGCAACAAUAAAGUUAGAUGGUGAAUAUGCUUUUGGAUAUGCCAAAUCGGAAGUGGGCGUACAUAGAUUGGUUCGCAUCUCUCCUUUUGAUAGUAACAAGCGGCGACAUACUUCGUUUGCUGCUGUAGCUGUCAUUCCAAUAACUGGUGAUGGUUCAACUCACGUUCAAAUUAAUGAAUCAGAUCUACGAAUUGAGCGUUAUCGAUCUGGAGGAGCUGGUGGUCAGAGUGUUAACACCACCGAUAGUGCCGUAAGGAUAGUCCAUAUUCCUACAGGGAUUACAGCAACUUGUCAAAAUGAAAGAUCACAACAUCAAAACAAGGCCGCAGCAAUGGCAGUACUCCAGUCUCGAUUGAAUCAGCUUGAGAUGACACGGCAAGCUCAGAUGAAUGCACAGCAUACGCAGAGUCUAUCUGAUAUAACUUGGGGAAACCAAAUUCGUAGUUAUGUGCUCCAUCCUUAUCAGAUGGUAAAAGAUCUUCGUACCAAUUAUGAGGUUUCAGAUCCUGAUUCGGUGCUUGAGGGAGAUCUCGACAGCUUUAUUUUGAACUAUUUGUCGGCAUCCUUGGACAAUGAUGGAGAUCAGCUGUAAAGUUGUACAACGAUGGAUGCAGAUGAGAUCCAUCCACAAAAGAGAAUAAUAAAUUGUAUUUGCAUUUGCAUUUGCAUCUUUUUGAUGGAAGAUGAUUCAACAUUUGGCUAUUUUAAAGCUGGAGGGGAUGUGGCUAUCAUACCGAAAUGACCAGUUCCAUCAUCUGAACUCUACUCUAGUUAGUGAAAAGCUGCUAUGGGAUUUGUUACUCUGGUGCAAUAACCAUAGCCAUUAAAGUAUUUAUGAUUGUUCAAACUCAGCCAUCUUGUCUCAUAAGACUUUGAUAUGUUAAUUCCUUGGUUCAACCAGCUCCCUUCAUUGUUCUGAAUUCAUUGGCCUAUGAUCUUACUGAACCUUGAUGUGAAGUCGAAGUUGACUAUUAUGUAUGAAAGUUUUGAGAAAUUGAAGUUGUUUUGAACAAAUGUAUAUAUAGCAAGUACUGAAAGGCAAUGAAUAUUGGUAACGAUUUAAUUUUUGGAUUUCAAAUAAUAUUUUUUUCAUUUCUAA
Molecule: messenger RNA, 2016 nt
Organism: Cucumis sativus (cucumber)
Lineage: Eukaryota; Viridiplantae; Streptophyta; Magnoliopsida; Cucurbitales; Cucurbitaceae
Product: peptide chain release factor PrfB2, chloroplastic
Exons: 8
Coding region: 106-1509 (467 amino acids)
Biological process (GO): translational termination
Cellular component (GO): cytoplasm
Molecular function (GO): translation release factor activity, codon specific
Source: RefSeq, a predicted model, not a curated record